AACUCCCCAAUCACAGCUAAAGCGAUUCUACCUUUUAAGGAGGCCACCACCGUGUUCCCUGGCGUCGGUUUGGCCGGGGCUGUGCAGGCAACAACGGUAACUCCACAGUCCCAGACGACUGUAGGCGCGCAAUUCACUCCCUCAGUCAGUCUAGGGCUUUGUAUUCGUACGAAGCUCAACCCAAACCCAAAUAGAACGCGCGCGACCAGCAGCUAUGGAGAGCGCCUUUGCCAGCGCCUCUGCGAUCACCGACCAGAGGCAAAAGAUCGAACAGUACAAGCUCAUUCUGUCCUCUGUCAUCGCCUCAAAUGACAUCUCUCAGGCUAAGAAGUUCAUCGAUCACAUGUUAUCGGACGAUGUCCCCUUGGUAGUGUCGCGACAGCUCUUACAAACGUUUGCGCAAGAACUGGGACGGUUGGAACCGGACGCCCAAAAAGAGAUUGCGCAUUUUACCCUCGCUCAGAUUCAGCCUCGGGUCGUGUCAUUUGAAGAACAGGUGUUAGUUAUUAGAGAGAAACUUGCAGAGCUAUAUGAGUCUGAGCAGCAAUGGUCUAAAGCAGCUCAGAUGCUCAGUGGCAUUGAUCUCGAUUCUGCAAUGAGAGUGAUUGAUGAUACGUUCAGGCUGUCUAAAUGUGUCCAAAUUGCUCGCUUAUAUCUUGAGGAUGAUGAUGCUGUUAAUGCAGAAGCUUUUAUCAAUAAAGCUUCCUUCUUGGUUAGCAACAGUCAGCAUGAAGUAUUGAAUCUACAAUAUAAGGUUUGUUAUGCAAGGAUACUGGAUUUGAAGCGGAAGUUCUUGGAAGCAGCAUUACGUUAUUAUGACAUAUCCCAGAUUGAGAAGCGGCAAAUAGGAGAUGAAUGGAUUGAUGAGGAAGCAUUGGAGCAAGCUUUAUCUGCUGCUGUGACAUGUACAAUUUUAGCUGCGGCAGGUCCACAACGUUCCCGUGUUCUUGCCACUUUGUACAAAGAUGAAAGGUGCUCAAAGUUAAAAAUUUAUCCAAUAUUACAAAAGGUGUAUUUGGAGAGAAUUUUGAGAAAACCAGAAAUUGAUGCAUUUGCUGAAGAACUAAAAGCACACCAGAAAGCACUUUUGCCAGACAAUUUUACUGUGCUGGAUCGUGCGAUGAUCGAGCAUAAUCUUCUGAGUGCAAGCAAACUUUACACAAAUAUAAGCUUUGAUGAGUUGGGCACAUUGCUGGGCAUUCCUCCUCACAAGGCUGAGAAGAUAGCGUCAAGAAUGAUUUAUGAGGACAGAAUGAGGGGAUCUAUUGAUCAGGUGGAAGCUGUUAUACAUUUUGAGGAUGAUACUGAAGAGCUGCAACAAUGGGAUCAACAGAUUGUUGGUCUGUGCCAAGCUCUCAAUGAUGUCCUCGAUGGCAUGGCCAAGAAGGGCCUGGCAAUUCCUGUCUAGCCAUGUCAAGUGCUCUCCAAGGAUGAAGCCCUGAUUCUUUCUGAAUUUUGUUUUUUAAUAGAAUUGUCAAAUGCUUCAUGGUACAUCUUAAAGGGUAACUGACACCGCACCCAGCUUCGGCUUCUUGAUGUUAAACAGUGGAGAAUGCUUCUCCGGUAUAUUUUGCAGUCGUCAAAACAUGUUAAGAGAGAGAGAGAGUUGAAGAGUUAAUCAAUGUGAGUUGGAGAGUUAAAUCAAUACAAGUGAACUACCCACCUCUGAAAGUCAAAUUGGCAACAAA
Malania oleifera is the source of this 1688-nucleotide messenger RNA. RefSeq names its product COP9 signalosome complex subunit 4. The transcript is spliced from 14 exons. The coding region runs from base 215 to 1408 and encodes 397 amino acids. The record is from RefSeq and is a predicted model, not a curated record. NCBI's taxonomy places the organism in Eukaryota, Viridiplantae, Streptophyta, Magnoliopsida, Santalales, Ximeniaceae. Gene Ontology annotation, cellular component: COP9 signalosome; cytosol.